Messenger RNA from Grosmannia clavigera kw1407, 690 nucleotides. RefSeq names its product methyltransferase type 11. Gene Ontology annotation, molecular function: methyltransferase activity. NCBI's taxonomy places the organism in Eukaryota, Fungi, Ascomycota, Sordariomycetes, Ophiostomatales, Ophiostomataceae. The transcript has 5 exons. The record is from RefSeq and is a predicted model, not a curated record. The coding region runs from base 1 to 690 and encodes 229 amino acids.
AUGGCCGAAGAUAUCACCAUGAUUCCGGAGAGCAGUAUUGGUAUGGGUCCUAACGAUGACCGCCAAAAUACGUCGCUCGAUAUCGGACACCAUGCGCUCACAAUGCUUAUGGAUGACAAGCUCUAUCUUGCGCCCCUGCCAGAGCAUAUUGAUAAAGCAAUCGACAUCGGUACAGGAACUGGCAUUUGGGCUAUCCAAAUCGACGACUUUUCGAAGCCAUGGACAUUCGAUGAAAAUUCCGUCGACUACGUUCACGUGCGGUGGUUGUCUGGUUGCGUCCAGGACUGGACAAAGCUGUUCAAAGAGGCCUUUAGGGUGUUGAAGCCCGGUGGCUAUAUCGAGUCCUGUGACUUUGACAGCAAUGUCAGCUCGGAUGACGGCAGCGUGAAUGAGAAGAUGGCUCUAUCACAAUGGGGCCACAUUUAUACAGAGGGCACUAAGAAACUUGGAUUUCCAAUGUCCUUUCAUCCUGUUGGGGAAGGCAGGCAGCAUAAUGGUCUUAGAGAUGCUGGAUUCGUCGAUAUUACCGAGAAAUCCUACAAGGUAAGCCGGCGGCCUUGUUACAUAAUCAUCUUACUCCUGGCUAAUGGCUUUAGCUUCCACUUUCCGAAUGGCCGAAAGACGAGCGGCUACAUCAAGUUGGAGCAUACACUCAUGCCACCUUCGCCAACGAUUUUGAAGGCUUCAUAG